Messenger RNA from Echinostoma caproni, 297 nucleotides. NCBI's taxonomy places the organism in Eukaryota, Metazoa, Platyhelminthes, Trematoda, Plagiorchiida, Echinostomatidae. The record is from the annotation of a GenBank genome assembly.
AUGGAUCCAUACUCACUCGCUCACCCUCGUCCUUGGUGCAUCGCGUGGGAGUCGGUCGAAAAGAAGAAAGUAUUUGGUGCACGCAAACAACAUUGCUCGCAGUCGAUCAAUCGACCGACCAAAACCCAAAGAGAAACCAAUCUGGUCGAAUGGGUUUGGAUUUGUGUAGCUGCAUUUGUUUCGAUGAGGUUUAUCGUUCGCUGGGGCGACAAUGGUGGUGGUGGUGAUGGUGUCGUUCGAUUCUCAAUCCCAGAUGCGUUUGUGUUUCGUUGUUUUUCAUCAACUCCGUCGAAGUGA